CCUUACAUCUGAAGCAUUUGACAAAGUCUGUUAAAAAACAUGGGGUUCUUAUAUUUCCCGGGUUUCUCGAUCUCAUCCUGUUGCCUCCCCCUUCUCUCUGCUCCUUCCCCUGUUGCGCCAUUUUUGGGCAUUCCGAGCUUAAUAAGAAGCAGCCCAUGGCCACACGGUCAACGCCAGGGUCGCGAGACGGCAGAAGCAGCACACGCCCAGUAAGCACGAGCGGCGGCAGACCGACGUCGUCCAACGCGCGGCCGUCGAGCUCCGACGCCACAUCCCGCCGUCCCGCCCGCGCCUCACUCAGCCCCGCGCCGUUGCCAGCGUCGUCGGACAAGCCGGUGCCGUCCUUCCUCCGCCCCACCGUCAGCUCGUCCCUGCGCAGCACCUCCCCGUCUCCCAUCUCCAGGCCGUCCUCCUCCAAGGGGUCCCCAAUCCCCCCGCAGUCGCCGGCGGCGGGCCGCGCUACGCGUUCGAUCACGCCGAAGAGGACCCCUGCGCAGCAGCCGGCAAGCUCGCCGCGGCCGGUCACGCCGAAGCGGUCCCCCGUGCAGCCGGUGAGCGUGCCGCGGGCGGUCUCCAUGGACAAGGCCAAGGCCAAGUCGGCGUCCACGUCGCGGUGGUCCGUGGCGUCGCCCAGGCUACUGAUGCAGAAGGCGUCCAAUGCGUUGAAGACCAGCAAGCUCCGCAGCAAGAAGAACAAGGACCUGGCCGGCCCGGCGGCCUCGGCGGUGGCGUCCGUCAAGCAGGCGUCCAGUUCUUCCGGUGAGAUCAAGACCGAGCCGCCGCCGAGAUCCCUGCCGGUGCAAGAAGAGGUGACUGUGGAGCACCGCCGCCCUGAAACGACUACCGAGGCGUCCGGUGGUGCUUCCGGCGGGAUCAAGAUCGAAACGGCGAGAGCCCUGCCCGUGGAGGUGCAGCAGCACCAUCCCUCUGAAACGGUCACAGAGGCACCUCUCAACGUGCAAGCAGAGGUGGCCGCGGAACCCAAAGCUACCGAAAACCAACCGGAGGAGGCGACUUCUCGAGAAGUUAUCAGUACUGAUCAUGUCAAAACAGAGGAGGACAGGGGUCAGGAGGAGCAGGUGACUACAGAAGAGCCGAGAAGAGAUGCAGACAAGGGGAAGGCCCCUGUUGAAGAGAAGGCCAUACCGGAGGAGUCCGUGGUAGCGGUGAACGUGCAUAUGUCGGCGGCAGAAGAGAAGCCGCAAACCGGCCAAGUUGAAAAGAAGGUCAUACCGGAGGAGCCUCCUGAAGCCGUGAAGGUGCACACGCCGGUGGCGGAAGAGAAGCUGCAAACCGGCGUAGUCGAGGAGGCGUCAGAAAAGGAAGCUGAGAGGAACACAGAGGAUGAACUGCCGCCGGCCGCCGUCGUAGCAGAAUCAGCGAAGAAGCCAGCAGCGUCGCUGAACUUGCAAGAUGAACCGGCAACCAGCGCGGCUGAAGAGGAGGUCGUCGUGGAGACCAAUGCCGUGGAGAGGCAACAAGAAGAGCCGCCAAAGCCCGAAGAGAUCAGAGAGAUCUCUGAAGAAAGUGUGAUACCCGAACAAAUUACGGUGAACCCGGAAAAAAGUGUGACGCCCGAAGAAAUUACAGUCCGCUCUGAAAAAAGUGUGGCGACCGCUGAAGUACCGAAAGAGCAACCAGCGGCUACCGAGAAGCAAGAGGAAGCUGCCGAGGAACCCCAAAUGGUCGCGGCGGCCAGGGCAUCUUCACUGCCGGCGACGUCGCUGGAAGAAGCUCUGGAGCAAAUGGACGCAACAGCCAAGGCGCAGGCGAGCACUUCGCGGUCGGAGCCGGUGACGCCAGCCAAGGAGGCUAUCAGCAAGGACAAGGCGGUGAUCGACACGCUGCUGAGCACGUCGGCGCCAACGACGCCGGUGAAAGGGGCUGUCCAGAAGGGCGGGGCGACGUCGUCGCCGUUGCUGGCGAGGAUCCCGGAGGAGAUGCGGUUCUCGUUCAAGGGGAGCAGGGUGAAGACGGCGAUGGAGAAGCGGCCUGAGGAGGAGCAGCCCAAGAAGAAGGAGGUGGCGCGGAGCAACGACGUGCUGGAGGAGGCCAAGAGCAAGCUGCUGGAGAAGAAGAAGAGCAAGGUGGGAGCGCUGGUGGGUGCGUUCGAGACCGUCAUGGACAGCCCCCGCGUGUCCACGCCAGGCGCCAAAUCGAAACCAACGCUCAGGUGAUUCGGAAGGAAGCUCCGUUGGUGACCGUGUGGUUUGAAUUGUGUGGUGUUUGCUUUCUGAAUCUGAUGUUCUGAUAUGAUUUUUCGUUUAUUCCGUGAUGAUCAUUGGUUUUUCUGAUCACUGAGUUUAAACUGGUCGAGACGUUGUUGUUUGAUUCGUUCAUUUGGUAAUGUAGGUAGCUACUAUUCUUUUC
Molecule: messenger RNA, 2370 nt
Organism: Lolium perenne
Lineage: Eukaryota; Viridiplantae; Streptophyta; Magnoliopsida; Poales; Poaceae
Molecular function (GO): calmodulin binding
Source: RefSeq, a predicted model, not a curated record